UUUCUUUUCUAUCUGGAUGGGAAUUGUUGGUGAUAGAUUGGAAGACUCGCCAUUUCGCCGCUAAAAUUCUCCCGGUAGUCCAGUAAGCGCUCUUUAGAUAUCAAACUCAAUUUUAUUCCAUCGUAGUUGUUGUAGACGAAACCCUGAUCACUAUAAAAACUCAACUGGGGAUCUGCUUACGAUCGUUCUUCCACUUUACUUCUGGUCUUGGUUUUCUGUAGCGUCGAUUGCGACCGAGAUCGCUGCCAUUGUAGAAGACUAGAAGAGACUGACUAAAAUUCCGGAAAUCCACAUGUCGCGUGAGAGACUCAAAAGAGGCGCGCUUCCUCCGGCCCAAGAGAAUAUUGAUAAGUUGCAGAAAGUUGUAAAUGAGGGAAAUUAUUAUGGAGCUCAACAAAUGUACAAGUCUGUCAGUGUCAGGUAUGUAUCUGCUCAGAGAUAUUCUGAAGCACUAGAUCUCCUACAAUCAGGAGCAUGCAUUCAAUUGGCACAUGGACAGGUCACCUGUGGGGCUGAGCUUGCUUUAUUAUUUGUAGAGACACUCGUGAAAGCAAAAGUUCCUUAUGAUAAUGAAACUCUUGAACGCCUUGAGAAGAUCUACAAAGCUUUUCCUCGGGUUCCACUUCCACAAAACUUGAGAGUUGAUGAUGACAUGCAACAGAUUUCUGAAGCCCUUGGAGCUGCAAAAACACGUGUGGAGGGCUGCUCCUCAUUCUUAAAAGCUGCUAUCAGAUGGUCCGCAGAGUUUGGAGCAAAUAAUUAUGGAUCUCCAGAAUUGCACAUUAUGCUAGCUGAAUACAUUUAUUAUGAAUCACCUGAGGUGGAUAUGGCUAGAGUAACGAACCAUUUCGUGAGAGGAAAUAAUCCAAAGAAAUUUGCUUCCAUUCUUGUUGAUUUUAUGGGCAAGCGUUAUCCAGGUGAAGAUGACUUGGCCAUCGCUAGGGCAGUUUUAAGGUACUUAUCUUCAGGCAAUCUGAGAGAUGCUAACAUAUUGAUGGAAGAGAUAAAGAAUGAAGUUGCAUCUAAAGAGAUUAAAUUUCCGCAGACAGAUUUAAUGCAGUUCGUCAACUUUCUAUUGCAAACGUUGGAGAGAGAUGCAUUGCCGCUUUUUAAUAUGUUGAGGGCAAAUUAUAAAUCAAGUAUUGACAGGGAACCUGCAUUCAACGAGAUGUUGGAUGAUAUAGCAGAGAAGUUCUACGGAGUACAGCGGAGGAAUCCUAUGGGGAUGUUCGGAGAUAUAUUUAAGUUGAUGGGGGCUGAUUGAUGAUAUUCCUUAUUGAGAUACCGAACGAACUGCAUCUCAUAUAGUGCAAAUGGUAAACCUGUUCGACAAUAUAAAAGUUAUGAUGGGUCUGUAAGAUUCAUUUUUUCUGUUUAAGUAACGUAGGCAAAUUUAUCUACUCUUGAGGACCGUCUUUGUAUAAUCUCUUUAAUUAGGUUUUACUUUGGUGAAUUUGUCGUAAAGGUCGGCAGUUUUGCAGACUAUUCAGCUGCUACAAUAUUUUUUCCUGCAAAAAGUCUGCGUUGGAGAUUCAUUGCAUUUUGAUUGGCCUCUA
Molecule: messenger RNA, 1556 nt
Organism: Neltuma alba
Lineage: Eukaryota; Viridiplantae; Streptophyta; Magnoliopsida; Fabales; Fabaceae
Product: Golgi to ER traffic protein 4 homolog
Biological process (GO): protein insertion into ER membrane
Cellular component (GO): cytosol
Molecular function (GO): protein binding
Source: RefSeq, a predicted model, not a curated record